GUGUUGUUGCAAUGGUGGUGUCGGUGAGACAUUGAAUGACUUUGGCUCCAUCACGAAAUUAGCUGUUUUAUUAAACUAAACCGCUGUCAUGGAGGCUCUCAUUCCCGUUAUUAACAAACUCCAGGAUGUUUUCAACACAGUGGGAGCGGAUAUUAUCCAGCUGCCGCAGAUAGCAGUAGUGGGAACACAGAGCAGUGGUAAGAGUUCAGUGCUUGAAAGCCUGGUGGGCAGGGACCUGCUUCCCCGUGGGACUGGUAUCGUGACCAGGCGACCUCUCAUCCUGCAGCUGGUCCAUGUAGAUCCUGGAGACGCGAGAAAGAAUGAUGAGAGUGGCAGAGAAGGUGAAGAGUGGGGGAAGUUUCUGCACACAAAAAAUAAGAUCUACACAGAUUUUGAUGAAAUCAGGCAAGAAAUCGAGAAUGAAACAGAUCGAGUCUCAGGGAAUAACAAGGGGAUCAGCGAUGACCCGAUUCAUCUGAAGAUAUUUUCUCCUCACGUUGUCAACCUCACACUGGUGGAUCUGCCAGGAAUCACGAAGGUGCCUGUGGGUGAUCAGCCUAAGGACAUCGAGGUUCAAAUAAGGGAUCUUAUCCUGAAGCACAUCUCAAACCCCAACUGCAUCAUCCUGGCUGUCACCGCCGCAAACACAGACAUGGCCACCUCGGAGGCCCUCAAGGUGGCGCGGGAGGUCGACCCUGACGGUAGGAGGACGCUUGCUGUGGUAACCAAACUCGACCUGAUGGACGCUGGGACCGAUGCCAUGGAUGUUCUGAUGGGCAGAGUCAUUCCAGUCAAACUGGGACUCAUAGGAGUCGUCAACAGGAGCCAGCUGGACAUCAACAACAAGAAGUCAGUAGCUGAUGCAAUUCGAGAUGAGCACGCUUUCCUGCAGAAGAAAUAUCCCUCCCUCGCAACGAGGAAUGGCACCAAAUACCUGGCCAGAACGCUGAACAGGCUACUGAUGCAUCACAUUCGAGACUGUCUCCCUGAGCUGAAGACACGGAUCAACGUCCUGGCAGCUCAGUACCAGUCCCUGCUCAGCAGCUACGGCGAACCCGUUGAAGACCAGAGUGCCACCUUGCUCCAGCUCAUCACAAAGUUCGCCACAGAAUACUGCAACACCAUCGAGGGCACGGCCAAAUACAUAGAGACAGCAGAGCUGUGCGGUGGAGCCAGAAUUUGUUACAUAUUCCAUGAGACUUUUGGCAGAACGCUUGAGUCUGUGGAUCCUCUGGGAGGACUCAGCACCAUUGACAUCCUAACAGCCAUAAGGAACGCUACAGGCCCACGUCCGUCCCUGUUUGUGCCUGAGGUUUCCUUCGAGCUGCUGGUGAAGAAGCAGGUAAAGCGCCUGGAGGAGCCCAGCCUUCGCUGCGUGGAGCUGGUCCACGAGGAGAUGCAGAGGAUCAUCCAGCACUGCAGCAACUACAGCACACAAGAGCUGCAGAGGUUCCCAAAGCUGCAUGAAGCCAUCGUGGAAGUUGUCACUUCCCUCCUGAGGAAGAGACUGCCCAUCACCAACGAGAUGGUCCAUAACUUAGUUGCAAUAGAGCUGGCCUACAUCAACACCAAACAUCCAGACUUUGCUGACGCCUGUGGAGUCAUGAAUAACAACAUAGAGGAGCAGAGGAGGAACAGGAUGAGAGAGCUGCCCGCUGCAGUGCCCAGGGAUAAGGCCCCAGCAGCAGCAGGGCCUCCGGGCGAGCAGGACAGCACAGGGAACUGGAGGGGAAUGCUGAAGAAAGGCGAGGAUGCUCCCGGCUCGGGACCAGGAAGCCCUCUCAAAGGGGCCGUGAACCUGCUUGAUGUGCCGGUGCCGGUUGCCAGGAAGCUUUCAUCACGUGAGCAGCGGGACUGUGAGGUGAUCGAACGCCUCAUCAAGUCUUACUUCCUCAUCGUCCGAAAGAAUAUCCAGGACAGUGUUCCAAAGGCAGUGAUGCACUUCCUGGUCAACCACGUGAAGGACAGCCUCCAGAGCGAGCUUGUCGGCCAGCUGUAUAAAUCGGGCCUCCUCAACGACCUGCUGACUGAAUCAGAAGACAUGGCCCAGCGGCGCAAAGAGGCCGCUGACAUGCUACAGGCGCUGCAGAGAGCCAGCCAGGUGAUCGCUGAGAUCAGAGAAACACAUCUGUGGUGAAAUAUCGAGGAGGGCUGCUUUCACCUCAUCAUGCCUAAAGGAGCGACGCUCAGCACUCAUCAUGUCAGAACAAGUUUUGGAAAUGAAACCAUGAAAAUGCACUGAUCAGAUCCCUGCUAAUGUAGGUAUCAUGUAGGCACCAGAGCCAACUGAAGAAAUGUAAGUAAACUGAAGUUGUUUAUUUAUAAUGCUUGGUGUUGUUGAUUUUAUUUAAAUGCACUGCCUCUGUUUAAAAAUUAAAGAAUCUGUAGUUGCCUCUCAUGUCUCCUGGAGGAAUUUAAAGUGCAGCCAAAGGCAAAAGUACUUUUCAUUUUUGACAGACGGUGGUUAACCAGAAUGGAAAUGGACUUUUGUGUGAAGUGGAAAUGAAAGUUUUGAUGCCAUUUUGGCAUCUCCACAGAGCAUUCUUCUAAAUGUUAUGCCUCUAGGUUAUAGAAAAACAAAAAAAUAUAUUAUUCUUCUCCUCAUCUGCAGUCCUUUCAUUUGGGAAUAGCUGUCGUGUGUCAAAAACAUGGGACCUCAGAAGUCACAGCAGGGACUGGUUCGCUGAAGUUUAAUAGUCCUGUGUACAUACUCCACCUCUUUAUUUUUGCACUGUUUUCACCACACUGUACUGUAUAGAGAGUCCAUCAUCCUGACACUGUAACGCCAUCAGAAUCUUUAUUUAUUAAUGUUAUUUAAGUGUGUGGAUAAUGUAAUGAGCACUGCUGCAGCCUGCUGCAGUAGGUAGGUCAUUUCAUUUCGUUUACAUAUCGCUACCUGUAUGUGAAAAGUGCACUGUGCUUCCC
Messenger RNA from Cheilinus undulatus (humphead wrasse), 2925 nucleotides. RefSeq names its product dynamin-1-like protein. Gene Ontology annotation, cellular component: membrane; cytoplasm; mitochondrion. The transcript has 18 exons. Gene Ontology annotation, biological process: mitochondrial fragmentation involved in apoptotic process; mitochondrial fission. Gene Ontology annotation, molecular function: GTPase activity; microtubule binding; GTP binding. The coding region runs from base 89 to 2137 and encodes 682 amino acids. Lineage: Eukaryota; Metazoa; Chordata; Actinopteri; Labriformes; Labridae. The record is from RefSeq and is a predicted model, not a curated record.